GCGUGCCCGCAGUCAGCCCACUCGUGCAGCGCGGAGGAGUCCAAGCACAGUGGGAAAGUUUGACAAAAAGUUUUGAGGAGAUGAUGUUUUAACUUUUAGCUCAUUUUAGGAGACUGUUUCCACCGCGCAGACAGUGAAGGUGGAAGAACUACAAAAACCUCCGUGUCCCAGCGUGAAAACUGAAACAUUUGGUUUAUAUAUAAUCGAAAUACAAACAUAUCCUCGCUCGCUUUCAUGUGGAAGUUACUGCGCGCUCUCCGUACCUCCGCGCUGCCUCUCAUUCAUCCGGCAGAGGAGAGGAGCCCGCGUCCGAGGAUACAAUGAAGCAGUGUGUGCAUGUCCGAGACAAUGCAGCAAGAUGCUACGAAGGGACCAGGCUGUUUCUCACAAGAUCAGGGACAUUUUGUUCGAUGGCAGAGGCGGACCAGCUAAAGCAUGAAGCUUUGGGCUCUUCAUGACAAAGCUAUGACCAACACGAGGACUAGACUCUAGACGUCUAAUAACAAAGCCAGGACUUAAGAAUGAAGACCAAAUAUGCAAUUGUCUUCAUCUGUAUCGUGGCUCUGGUCAUCAUUGAGAAGGAAAGCAACAUCCUAUCAAGGGUCUCAGAUAAGCUGAUCCAGCGGCAGACUCCCCAGCAGACCCCACAGACCCCACUGGAUUACAACAACUCCACACAAAAUGGCUCCCUGUCCAUGCUCAAAAUGCUGCUCUCUAAACUCACUGGUACCAGUGGGAAUUACUCCAAUUUCUCUGAGGAGGAGGAAGAGGAAGAACUUGAUGGUUUAGGCAGGUACAGUUACAGUGGUGGCCGUAAGCACAUAUUACUCCUGGCCACCACACGAACAGGCUCCUCAUUCGUGGGGGAGUUUUUCAACCAGCAAGGGGAGAACAUGUUCUACUUGUUUGAGCCUCUGUGGCAUGUAGAGCGCAUGCUGACCAUGGCAGGAGAGGCGAACAACGGGACAGUGUUGGCAGGAAUCUAUAAGGAUGUACUGCAGGCGCUCUUCCUGUGUGAUUUCUCUCCUCUGGAGAAGUUCAUUUCUCCUCCACCUCAGGACCACGUCACCCCGGCUCUCUUCCGCAGAGAGUCCAGUGUAUCGCUCUGUGAAGAACCUGUCUGCAGUCCUGUAAUCAAAGAUGUUUUUGAGAGGUAUCACUGUAAGACCCGACGCUGUGGGCCACUGAAUCUAACCCUUGCAUCAGAGUCCUGCCUUGCCAAGAAACACUACGCUGUUAAGACGGUGCGUGUGCGCCAGCUUGAGACGUUGCAGCCUCUGGUGGAGGAUCCUCGCCUGGACGUGAGAGUGAUCCAGCUAGUCCGAGAUCCCCGUGCCAUCUUAGCGUCCCGUAUGGUGGCCUUCUCUUCCAAGUACAAGACGUGGAAGACAUGGGCGCAGGACGGCCAGGUGCCUGAGGAUGACGAGGAGGUGAAGAGGCUCAAAGGAAACUGUGACCAUAUUAGAAUGUCUGCAGAAGUGGGACUGAGCCGCCCUCGCUGGCUGAGGAGGCGCUACAUGUUGGUGCGUUAUGAGGAUAUUGCUCGCUUCCCUAUGCAGAAGGCAGAGGAGAUGUACAGGUUCACAGGGAUACCAUUUAGUCCUCAAGCAAGGGAGUGGAUUCUGAGGAACACCCAGACCACACAGGAAGCAAGAGGGAUUUACUCCACCCAGAAGAACUCCUCAGAGCAGGCGGAGAAAUGGAGAUUUAGCAUUCCUUUCACGCUGGCACAGGUGGUGCAGAGAGUGUGCGGACCAACCAUGAAACUGUUUGGGUACAGAUUUGUAGAAGACGAAAAGAUGCUGACCAAUAAGUCCAUCAGUUUGCUGGAGGACAAGUUCUUUCAUUCAUCAAAAUUUCAGCUGUGAGUCUGCAAAACACUGCACAUGGUGGAUAGGAGCCAAAAGAAGCCAUUACUGAACAGACCAAACUACGCAAAGUUGCCAUAAAAGAAACAAGAAGGCCAUAAAAAUGUUCAUACUCACCAAUGAUGUGCCUCAUUUUAAAAUGAAGAGCCACUUGUUAAAGUAUUUAUUUGCAUACUGUGUUCACUGAGAAGCCUGGUAUUACAGCUUUAUGCUAUGCUCUGUAUUUCAUUUAAAAUGAAAUAAUCAGAAGAAGUCAAGCUCGACUUGUGAGCGAUCAUUAUCUAAGAUUGCAUUCAUAGUGGAUCAUGUUUAGAUUCAGGGAUAAAGAACAGGAAGUGAAAGUGCUGUAUGUUUUGUGUGUGUGUGUGUGUGUGAAAGAGAGGAUGUGUCUGCUCAUCGGGUUUAUGUUGCAAGUGCUUACGUCUGGUUAUGUGCACCAGACUAGAUCACGGAUGGAAUCACUGUAGGAUCAUUUUACCUGUUGUGCUUUAUCAGGCUUUACAUGUGCAACUCAGGUGACAUGAAUGUAGUAUUUCAUUUUGUGCUAUUUUCAUGAGAAGUAUUCACAUCUUUACAAAAGUAAGAUUUAUGUCAGAUUAUAAAAUGAUCUAUAAUUUACCUCACCAAAUGGCAUUUAAAGACAAUUGUCCAAUACUGGAAUUCUCAAGUUGGAACAGUUCAGGAUAAAAAAGAGUAUAAGUAAGAAAGGUAUAAAAUACUUAUGAGGUUAUAUGAAAUAAGACUUAUUUAUACUUGAUUUCUUCAUGUGUCUUAAACAUACAGAUGUUUUUUUUAUGAAACAUUUUAGCAAGAGCUGUAGUUUUUUGGUGUCUCAGCCUGCUGCUCUGAAUAGCACGGUUUAAAGUCUGAUCUCUUGAGACCGGUGUGUUCGUGGACGCCCAAACGAAACUCUUUUUUUAAAAGGCUUUCAACUCGACAAAAUAAAACUCCUUUAAGAAUUUAAAUACUCCCUAUUGAAAGUUUUAAGUUGUGAGAUUUGUGUAUGUUUGUAGUUUUUGUGACGACUAAUAUAUAAGAUGUAUGUAGAGUUUGUUACUGUAUUAAUGUGGCCUAUCACUUUAAGUGAAACCCAGGUGCUGUUGAGUUAACUGUCAGUCUUGAUGGUAUAUAAAGGUAUCCACUGUGACUCCAGUUCAAUGGCUGCAUUGUGCUCAGCUUGGCUGAGGCACAGCUGAAACUGCCACGCAGCUCAUGGAAAGGGAUAUGCAUUAAAGGUACAUAUAGUGGUGGGUCUGUACUAACUUAGUGUUUGAAACAUAAAUAUGAAUUCAUUACAGAAAGCCAGCCUCAAGUUGCCCAAGGACUGAGGUAUUUGAGAAAAGAGGGAAUACUGUGAAAUACCAGGAGCAGCUGAACAAAUGGAUGCUCUUACUUUUUUGGCUUUUUACUUCUUCAGAUACCAACGCAGGCAAUAAUAAUUUAGGAGGAAUACACUUUUACAGUUUUUAUCUGUUAUUAAGAUACAUGAAUAACCGGAAAAGGUUUGUGCUCCAACCUUCAGAAAUCAAGCUGUUUUCAACUGAAUGAAAUGUUGUGAAAAAAGUCCAGAUAAGUUAAAUCAUAAAGUCAACAAGUUCCACUGCCAUGUGGAAAGUAAAAGUUUAGUCCAAAUUCUUGUAAAGUUAAUUCCAAGUUAUUUGGAAGUCUUGUUUCCUUUGAAUAGUAACUGUUAAAACGUCAUGGCAUUGUGACAUCUGAUUUCCAUAGCUCUGUUUAAAGGGAUUUCUUUGUAACUGAGAACUUUAAAAACAUAGGCCCAAUAACUACAGAGUCAGGAUGUGUGGCUCAGUAAGGUUUAAGAGAAGAGAAAUAUGUGCCUGAAAGUCAUCAGACAAGUCUUCAGUAGAUAUCUAAGUUGUUUUCUUUAAUCUGGUACAACUCCUCUAGUCAGCAGAAACCCUCCACUGCACCUUUACACACAGUCUGUGAAUUCUGCUUAAAUAAAUAGGGUGCUUUUGUCACCUUUUUGAAAAGGUGAACUGCAUUCAGGCACAAUGUAGCAAAACAAUAACAACUGGGCUUCCAUAUCACAAAGCAUACUGGUGAAUUUUGUUGGGAUUUAUUGGGCUGGAGAAACAGUUCUAGCUGAGAUUGACUCAGGUUGGCUGUUAUCUGUGACUCUUGCUCUAGACACUCAGAUGAACAUCUCUCUUAAGGACUCAUUCUUUCAGGGAUUGGGUAAUCAGUAAUUUCAUAUUUGUAUUUUGUUCAACAUCUUGCUGUCAGAGUUUACUUUUAAAACCAUCAUAUUGCAAAUAUAAUGUUACACUCCUAUUCUAUUUGCAUAGGAAACCAUGAACCAAAGCACAGAUUACACUCAAGCAACGAAAUGUAUCACAUGGAUAUAAAAGGUAAAGAGUUCCUUCAGUUGAAGUUACUAUUAAAAUAAACUUUUGUUGUCAGAAAUCAAA
Notolabrus celidotus (New Zealand spotty) is the source of this 4300-nucleotide messenger RNA. RefSeq names its product carbohydrate (chondroitin 6) sulfotransferase 3a (gene chst3a). Lineage: Eukaryota; Metazoa; Chordata; Actinopteri; Labriformes; Labridae. The coding region runs from base 522 to 1868 and encodes 448 amino acids. Gene Ontology annotation, cellular component: Golgi membrane. Gene Ontology annotation, molecular function: N-acetylglucosamine 6-O-sulfotransferase activity; chondroitin 6-sulfotransferase activity. The record is from RefSeq and is a predicted model, not a curated record. The transcript has 4 exons. Gene Ontology annotation, biological process: N-acetylglucosamine metabolic process; carbohydrate metabolic process.